AUGGAAAAAAUUCUUGUGACUCGUCUUGAAAACAUUGUAACUCGUAUGGAAAACGUUCUUCUCAAGUGCGAUGGCUCAAAAACUGACAAGACAGAUAGUCCAAGUGCUCCUUCACCCAAAAUGUCGGUUCCGAAAAGUAUCGAGCUUCUGGACGAAGCGACAGAGGAUAAGAUUGAACAGCUUUGUGCGUUGUCGACUAAAAUCGGAGGUGAUGUCAAUCUGCUCAAAAACCUGAUCAAAGACGCACUUACCGAGCACAGAAACUUCGUGUGGACUGCGUGUGGUCUUUCUCGGCCGAACGAUGUGGGAAUCACAAAACUGAUCGAGAGUUUGUCGAAAAAAAUAUGUUCCACGACCGAAUUCAAAGACAAUCAUAGAACCUCGCCGUUUUAUGAUCACAUCUGCGCUGUCGAAGCUGCUAUUGGAGGUCUCGGAUGGGUCGUACAACCGAAAACUCCUGUUCCAUACUUUAAUGAAGCUGUCGAAACUUCUCUCUUCUACAUCAACCGCAUUCUCAUGGCUCAUAAAACUUCCAAAAACGAGCAUUUCGAAUGGGCCAAAACAUUGAAAGAACUGCUGACGAAACUCCAUUCAUACAUUCGCAGACACCACACCACAGGAUUGAUCUGGAAUUCGCAACCUGGUACAAAACCGACCAAAGAAACAUCUCUGGUCAGCUCAGCAGGUUCACCAUCGAUUCCGCCUCCACCUCCACCACCAUCUCUCAGUUCCAACUCGGCUGGUGCUAAAGAUUCAGGAGUGGCUGCACUACUGGAUUCUCUCAACACUGGUCUUUCUGCCACAAGCCGCCUGAAGAAAGUCACGCCUGAUAUGCAAACCCACAAAAAUCCAUCUCUUCGAGGAGACAAGAUUUCUUCAACGAAUGGAAAAACUGGAAAAUCCGUUUCUCAAUCGGAGCCAGUGAAGAGUUCUCCUAAAAUUUUGUGGGACGGGAAGGUUUGGAAAAUCGAACAUCAAGUCGAGAAUCGUGAUGUCGUCGUAGAAGUGAAAGAUAAGAAAGAAGCAAUUUAUAUCUACAAGUGUACCGAUUCAGUCAUCAUGAUCAAAGGGAAAGCCAAUACGAUCACUUUGGACGGAUGCUCUAAAACUUCUGUUGUCUUCGAUGGCCUUCUGGGACAAUGCGAAGUCAUCAAUUCCAAGUCGAUUCAAGUUCAAACUCUCGGAGAGCUCCCGAUUAUUUCUAUUCAAAAGACUGAUGGGUGUCAUGUUUAUCUUUCACGUGCUGCUAGCGAUACUCAAAUCGUUUCGUCGAAGUCAAGUGAAAUGAAUGUAUCAGCACAACUGGAUGAUGCCAGCGAAGAGUACAAAGAAAUGGCACUACCUGAACAAUUCGUGACGCGAAUCGAAAACAAGAAACUCGUAACUUCUCCCACCGAGCUUGCAUAA
Molecule: messenger RNA, 1407 nt
Organism: Caenorhabditis briggsae
Lineage: Eukaryota; Metazoa; Nematoda; Chromadorea; Rhabditida; Rhabditidae
Gene: Cbr-cas-2
Product: Protein CBR-CAS-2
Exons: 5
Coding region: 1-1407 (468 amino acids)
Biological process (GO): regulation of adenylate cyclase activity; cell morphogenesis; cytoskeleton organization
Cellular component (GO): cytoplasm
Molecular function (GO): adenylate cyclase binding; actin binding
Source: RefSeq, a predicted model, not a curated record